AUGCAAUCUGUAGAACAGUAUACAGAACAAGUGAGGACUUUGACUCAAUAGUGCAUCGAAACCUUUGAUCGAUUUAUGGAUGUAAACAAAUUUCUUUUUUAACAUCUUAGGAAUCAUACGAUAGAGUCAAUGGAGCCAUUGACUCCAUUUACGAGUAAAUGUAUUUAAAGCCAGCACCUGAAUAGAAGAAGAAGGACCAAAGAACAAGUACUGAACUUGUAAAAUUACCGGAUGCUCCGAAAGUGAAGAUAGAAGUGAUAAUCAAUAUCACUCCUGAUGAGACCAAAUCAUUUAGGUAAAAAAGAAGUUUUUAAUUAAUAUAUUUAUAGAUGUUUGUAAUAAUAGAAGGUGCAAGUAGUAGUACAGGAAGAGCAGGAGGUAUUUGAGAGAUAGGAGGAUCUCUUACAAAUUUUAUCGAAUGCUAAUUAGAUAAUUAUUGAUGAUGAUGAUGACUCAUCAAUAUUUAAGAAACUCUUAGAUAUGCUCAAGAAGGUUAAAUUAAAGACUGUGUGGCAUGUCUCUAAUCAUUUAAGAAUUAAGAUCAAAAGGAGAAGGAGUAAAUUAAGAAGAUAAUACAUAUUCUUAAGAACAUAAAAGACCAUGAAUUCAAUUAGAAAGACUAUUCCUCAGAACCAUUUGAAGAGAUGAAAAAGAAUCUGAUUAAGAAGUUGUAAGGUGAUAAGAGCAUGAUUGAGUUACUUACAUUUUUGGUCAUGCUUACAAGUAUAGAUGAUCAAUUCAUCUCCUGUGGAUCCAAUUCACUUCAUAUGUUAGUAAUGAUGAAGGUAGAUCUCAGAAACUAAUCAUUUGAGAAUAUCAGAAUAAAGAAUACAUCUAUAAUUGGAGGAAACUUUGUACGAUGUAAUUUGAAUGGAUCAGAAUUUGAGAAUGUGGAUAUUAGCGGAGUCAUUUUUAAUGGAGCUUAGAUGUUCAAUUAUAAAUGGAAGAACAUAAAAGUCCAUGAAUUGAAUAGGUUGGAUGGCCAUAGUAGUUGUGUUAGAUCAGUCUGUUUCUCUCCUGAUGGAAAUACAUUAGCUUCUGGUAGUGAUGAUAACUCUAUCCGUCUAUAGGAAAUCAAAAAAAAGUAUUGUUAAGAUUAUAGAUUUAAAGAAAUUUAGGUUAAAAAUACAAGAUAUCCUUUUUUAAAACCCCUUUGCAGUAAAAAAUAUUAUUUAAAAUUUAGAUACAUCUAAUAUUAUGGUUUACCCAGACUUCAAUGUUUAAAGGUUUAAGAUAGUUUUUUAUAAAAAACCGCUUCCUUUUAAGACAAUUCUUGGAGUAGCACUUGAUUAAUUUAAAAACUAACCUAUAUUAACCCUAACCCUUAAUGUAAAUCUAUUUUAACAGACUUCUUGUGCCCAAUAUUCGUUGUUAUUGUUCUAUUUUAUAGUUUUUUCUUUUUUAACAAUCCUGAAGUUUAGGCAUUACUAAAAUUCAAAUUAAUUAGCACAUUUAAAAAUAGUAUGA
Messenger RNA from Paramecium pentaurelia, 1467 nucleotides. Lineage: Eukaryota; Ciliophora; Oligohymenophorea; Peniculida; Parameciidae. The record is from the annotation of a GenBank genome assembly.